Molecule: messenger RNA, 321 nt
Organism: Colletotrichum acutatum
Lineage: Eukaryota; Fungi; Ascomycota; Sordariomycetes; Glomerellales; Glomerellaceae
Exons: 2
Coding region: 1-321 (106 amino acids)
Source: RefSeq, a predicted model, not a curated record
AUGCGUUUCUCAGCCAUCAUCUUAACCCUCUUCUCCGCCGGCAUCCUCGCUCAGAAUGGAUGCGGCUUCCCGGAUGGACCUGACUGCCAAUCCCUCGGCAAGGGCGCCAAUGGCCUGGAGCAAUUCGCAGACCCCGAUGGCUGCUGCUUGCUACCCCUCCGUUGUGGUAACGGCGAUGGCGGUGAGAGAUGCGAGCGUGUAAGCGGUGCUAGUGCUGGCGGCGCGACCAAUAACAACAAUGGCAAUACUGGUAAUACUGGCACUGGGAGGAACGGAAGGAACAGGAACAACAACAACGCCAACAAGAAGAGGCGCAUCUAA